GUUGCGCAUUGCACCCUCUCGCUCGCUCUCUGCUCUUUUAUCCCGCUCUUACCCGCCUAGCCUCUCUGUCGCACAAUUUAGUCAGGCAGAAAAAUACCAUUAUUGCAUUGGCCAUUUGUAGACCAGCGCGGGGUUAAGCGUGGUCCGCGGGGGGUUAAGUAGAGGGUGGUGUGGGUGGUUUCAGUGGGUGGUGGGUUUUUGCGGACGGCGCCUUGGCAUGUUUGUUAAGUGAAACCAUUUUUCUUUUUAUUGCCACGGCUGCGCUGUCGACGUCGACGCUGCUGCCGCUGCUUCAGCGUCGUCUUCUUCUUCUUCUUCAGCUGGGCUCUGCCUUUUUUCGCUUUUCGUUUUGUUAUUUCUCGCUUUGGCGCACAUAAAUUUGAACGUUAAUGAUUUUUGCUUGCAGUCGCGCAUGCGACCCUAAAACAACAAGAACAACAACUACAACAACGGCAGCUGACCGUCAAGUGUUGAAAACGAGCUUGUUGUUGUUGUUGUUGCCGCUGCGGCGGCUUCAGUAGUUGUUGUUGCUGCUGCAGCAGCAGGUGUCGCCAUCUCACUUUUUAGCACAGACUCAAACCACGGGCAACCAACCAAUAUUGGUGACACUUUUUUCCUCAUUUUUCCCACUGACUGUAGUGUUGCCCCCAUCUCACAUACACACAUAUGCGCAUUUUUAUUAAACAAACACGAAGAAGACGAAAUGUACUCCAUAUUUUUCAUUUGAACGCGCCUGUCGCGCCAUCCCGCUCGCACCGACUUCGCGAUUGUCUCCACAAAACUCCACAACUUGCUGGCCGUAAUUUUAAUUCGAAUCAAUUUGUUUGUCGCCACCGCUGCACUGAGUUCAGACUUUUGCCCAGUGGGCCGCCGAUCCGCUCCACUGUGCACGAUACGUUCCACUGUGCAGCCAGGAUAGUCGCCUUUUUUUUCGUGUGUGUGUGUGUUUUAGUGCCUUUUGAAUUGAGUGCCAACAAAAAAUCGAAGUUAACCAAAAGAGCUUGCUGAUUAAAGCGAAGGUUGCAGUGACUUGAAGCGUCAUCACAUUGUGUGUUAAAUAGAAAACGUGUUAAUCGCAAAAGCUAGGACGAAAAUGGAUCAGCUAAUACAACAACUGCAGCAGGCAGCCGCUGCUCAGGGCCAAGGCCAACAUCCGCAUGGGUCAGUCGCUUUGCAACUUUUCGCGGCAGCAGCGGCCGUCAACAUGCACGUGUCCGGCUGGUCAUCCUUGCUCGGCCUGUCCAUGGACGCCCCAAAUCCGGAACUUAACCCCAAUUCCGUAACCAAUGCGUCCUCCUUGUAUAUGAUCCACCAAAUGGCGUUGAUACAGCAAGCCAGUGCAGCCGCCGCAGCGAUGGCAAUGUACCAGCAGCAGCAGCAGCACCGCCAGCAAGCUCAGCCGCAACAGGAGCCCCCGCAGCAGGAGCCCCCACAGCAAGAGCAGCCGCAGCAGCAGCCACAGCAGGCACAGCAAAGGGAUCUCAAUCGGGAGCUUGGCAUUGAUCCGAACAAUGAGCAGCCUAUUAAUUUGGGACCACUGUCGCCCGCCCACAACAACCGCGCGGGAUCUAGUCGCGAGAACAAUACAGAUCCGCUAAGCGAUAAUGGGGCCGAUUCCAAUCCGGGGCAGAAUGGUAGUGCAGAGUCCUCGAAGAAGCGUCGCGGCAGGACCAACUUCACUUCUUUUCAGCUCAGGGAGCUGGAGAGAGCCUUCCAGGACAAUCACUAUCCUGACAUUUACAUGCGGGAUGCCUUGGCCACCAGGCUCGAUCUAGUGGAGAGUCGCAUAGCGGUUUGGUGUCAAAAUAGGCGUGCCAGGUGGCGUAAGCGGGAGAAUACCAAGAAGGGUCCUGGAAGACCGGCUCAUAGUACCCAUCCCCAGAGCUGCAGUGGUAACCCCAUUCCACUUAGCGAACUUCGCGCCAAAGAACUAGCCCAGCGCAACAAGCUGAUGAAGAAAGCCAUCGAACGGCAGGCGAAGAAGCUACAGGACAAGGGACUCCCAGUGGACUAUGCCCGUCUGAAGGCCGAUUACAUAGCUGCCCACCAGAAGAACCGGGUGGAGGAUAAUAACUCGAUGGAUGAUGAUCUGCGCAUCGAUACGGUGGGCGAGGAACCGGAGUUCGUGACCGGCGACAGUCAGGACCUCUCGUUAUGCUCCUCCAGGAACUUCCAGUCGAGCACCAGCAGCGAAUUGGAUUCCGAGGAUAUGGAAGUCCAGGGAAUAGUGGAAGUUCCGCCGCCACCACAGCCACCGGUGCAGAGAAGGACCGUCGCCCACAAAUCGUCCUUCAGCAUCAAAUACCUGUUGGGAUCGUAACAAACAUCGUAUGUUGCACUACUAUGAUUUCGGGAGGUUAGCUAAGCAUUAGGUGCGAAUAUAAUCUGUUAACCCAAA
This is a messenger RNA of Drosophila simulans, 2398 nucleotides long. RefSeq names its product homeobox protein aristaless (gene OdsH). Lineage: Eukaryota; Metazoa; Arthropoda; Insecta; Diptera; Drosophilidae. Gene Ontology annotation, biological process: regulation of DNA-templated transcription. The record is from RefSeq and is a predicted model, not a curated record. Gene Ontology annotation, molecular function: DNA-binding transcription factor activity, RNA polymerase II-specific; sequence-specific double-stranded DNA binding. The transcript has 5 exons. Bases 1094 to 2320 code for a protein of 408 amino acids.